CGGCGCCCCUCGGCCAUGGUCCGCUUCAAGAACAGGUACGUGCUGUGCGAGGUGGUCUCGGAGGACUCGCGGUGCCGGCAGUGCAUCGAGGACCGCGCGGUGGGCCUCGCCAUCAGGGACGCCAUCGGGCGGGUGCACGGGGACUACGGCCUCGCCUGCUGCUCCGUCUCUUUCACGGUGAAGUAUCUGAACGCCUACACCGGGAUCGUGCUCCUGCGAUGCCGCAAGGACUCGUACCGGCUGCUGUGCUCCGCGCUCCCCUUUGUCAGGCUGCUGGAGGGCCGGAACCAGCGCUACCCCUGCGCGCUCAACACCCUGCACGUCGGAGGUACCAUAAGAACAUGUCAGAAGUUCCUAAUCCAGUAUAACAGAAGACAGCUGCUGAUGUUGUUGCAAAACUGUACAAACGAAGAGGAAAGACGGUGUGUACAGAAGUCCUUGUUGAGCUGUUCCCUGACAGAAGAGCAGCCUCAAAGUGGAGAUGAGGAAGAUGAUGGCAGCACAGAGACAGACUGAACAGUUGCUUGUUACUUUUUACCUGUCCUGAACUUGGGUCAUCAAGAUGUUGGCAGUUACCUUCAGUGUAAGCAAAGCUAGGAACUGAAAAAGCAUCUACUCAUAUUUAGACUUCAUUCCCUAUUCACAGUGUUGUUAAAUAAAGUUUUUUUUUUAAA
Messenger RNA from Pogoniulus pusillus (Red-fronted tinkerbird), 674 nucleotides. It is a transcript of the gene POP5, whose product is annotated as POP5 homolog, ribonuclease P/MRP subunit. Gene Ontology annotation, cellular component: ribonuclease P complex. The record is from RefSeq and is a predicted model, not a curated record. Gene Ontology annotation, biological process: tRNA 5'-leader removal. Gene Ontology annotation, molecular function: ribonuclease P RNA binding. Lineage: Eukaryota; Metazoa; Chordata; Aves; Piciformes; Lybiidae.